This is a messenger RNA of Sphaeroforma arctica JP610, 166 nucleotides long. RefSeq lists its product as hypothetical. The record is from RefSeq and is a predicted model, not a curated record. Lineage: Eukaryota; Ichthyosporea; Ichthyophonida. The annotation marks the transcript as partial. The transcript has a single exon.
AAUGCUUUUUACCUUCUUCGACGCGCGGAAGUCAGCGAAUCCAACACUCGAUGCCACAUUCUCCAUAGGCGGUUAUGUGACUAGGAAAGCGGUGCCCAGGCACAUAGUAGCUGUUGUGAGAGGUGACCAGCUUGCAGGUACAGGAUCUAAUAAUGUACAAGUAUAA